AUGUCUGGGGCUACUGAAUGGAGCGUUGAAAACACUCAGAUUAUCUGCGAGUUGUUUGCUGAGCAAGUGAACGCUGGAAAUAGGCCAGACAAUUACUUGACACCAAAUGCAUUUGAUGAGGUAGGAAGGCAAUUUAAGAUGAGAACUGGGCUAGACUACACAUAUACACAACUAAAAAACAAAUGGGACAAGCUUAAAGGUGAUUUCAGUUUGUUCAAGAAACUCAAGUUCUGGGAGACCGGAGCUGGAUGGGACUAUGUGAACAACACCGUGUCACAAGAUGAUGAGUGGUGGAAAAAGGCCAAAAUUGAGAGUUCUUUCGCUAAUGACAUUAAAGGUUGUGGCAAGUUCAAGAAGAAAUGUCUUGCUAAUGAGCAAAACUUGCGGAUUAUAUUUGGAGAUAUCACAACUGAUGCGGUGAAAGCCGCCAUCAAUGUUGAUGAGAUCGAAGAUCUUGAUUUGGAUGAUACCGAAGAACAAACAUCUCAGGCAACACCUACUUCAUCUAAAACCGCACAAGUGAUGUGUGAGCAAGUUACAAGAAUUGGUGACAUUGCUGAGGCUUCUCACUCAUCAUUCCAGUCUUUCAUGAAGCAAGAUGAGGCAAACUGUGUCACCUCGGUCAUGGAUGAAGUCAUUGCUUGUGGUGCAACAGUCGGUACCGAUGAGUUCUUCAUGGCUAGCGAGUUGUUUGUGAAGAGGGCGCAAAGGGAGAUGUUUCUGUACAUUCCUCUUGAGUCCCGAAAGAGUUGGUUGCGUAGGAAGUAUGACUUGAAGUAUGGGAACUAG
Molecule: messenger RNA, 789 nt
Organism: Triticum dicoccoides
Lineage: Eukaryota; Viridiplantae; Streptophyta; Magnoliopsida; Poales; Poaceae
Product: L10-interacting MYB domain-containing protein-like
Exons: 4
Coding region: 1-789 (262 amino acids)
Source: RefSeq, a predicted model, not a curated record